UAGUACGUAGGUAAAAAAAAACCCCAACUAGUAAAGAACGCCAUGUAUGACGUUCAUGGGUCGGUACAUGUACAUGGUCACGGUACAUUACGGGUCACAUGCCGCGGACAUCAUUACAAGCGGAGACAUGUAGAAUCUGCAAACGCUGAGAUAGAAUGGAUAUAUCAUCAAUACAUUAUUCAGUUGAAUGAGCAACUUGAAAUUUCAACAAGUGUCUUACAUGUUAACACCAUGUACGACAACCACGCACGAUCGCCGUCAUGAACGUGAGUAUCUUAUAGAUGCGUAGUAAGAAGGCGUGAAGAAAUAGCUGUGAAAAGAUGAUGACUUUACCACCCCUGAAGAUGAGUUAGACAAUCCUAGCUGUCUUCACAAUAAUCGCCUCUUGCUGAUCAGAAAGAAUGAAUUCAACAUGAACUACUCCACGAACGCCAGUCUCGUUGAAACGAGUCGCCCGCUUUCCUUGCAGAUCUGUCUGUCCGUCAGCUUGUUCGCUCUGAUGCUACUGGCUAUCGGCGGCAACCUGAUAGUCUUCCUCGCAAUUUUUCGGAGCACCUCCCUCCGCGCCCAGGUUGCCAACAUCUUCAUCGUCAAUCUGGCCCUGACUGACUUCGGAUGUUCAGUGUUAGUAAUGCCGUUCUCGCUGGUAUCUGUUUGGCAAGGCCGGUGGGUGUUCUCCCCCGUCUGGUGUAAAGAGGUGUGUCUCCUCAACUACUGCUUCAUCAUCACCUCUAUGCUGACCCUUGCCCUCAUCUCGGUCGACCGUCGCAUCUACGUCACUCACCCACUGCUCUACAGCCUCAUCAUGACAAGGAGGCGCGCCGUGGCGCUGGUCCUGUCCACCUGGGUAGUGGCUCUCGCCUUCGCGGUGCCUCCUCUUGUCCUUGACUGGGUGGAAUACGACGACAAUGAAAUCGUUUGUGCCAUCGAUUGGGAGAUCGGCCUGGGAGCGUCUGUCAUCUCCUACACGGUUAGUGCUUGCGCCAUCUGCUACCUGGCACCAAUCGUGGUGAUUGUGUAUUCCUACUGGGGCGUCUUAAAAGUGGCCCGCAGACAUGCUGCACGUAUUGUUCCAGUUAUACACCUGACUGAGGUCCCUCAUACCACUACAACCACGCGACGCGAAUCUCAAUAUACAUCGUCGUCCAGAAGCGAUACUCAGCAACCAAACGAAGCUCGAACGGACCCGAGACAAGUCCGUGGAAAGAAGUACGCAACUCGGGCCAUCAAGCUCAUUCUGACCUUGGUCAUAUUCUACAUCAUCUGUAACACGCCCUUCUGUCUGACCAAGCUGAUCAAAGUGGCCAUGGGAGACAACGAGGCUGUGCCUUCCUACAUCAGCACGCUUGCCUCUUGGAUGGCGUUCCUGAACCCGGCAUGCAACCCGGUCAUUUACUCUAUCCUGAGGGAGGACUUUCGGACGGCAUUUUUGAAGAUCCUCCCCAAGUGCUGCCGUCGAUGCGGCAGGAAAAACUCGGGAAACUCUGUCGGUUCGGACUGUAUCUAACUCUCUGAAAGCAACAUCGUAAAACAAUAUGCGAACCCUCGUUUUACAAAAUUAAUCACCUCCACAGACUUGUACUUUACCUGGACUAUUUUGUUUUUUUAAAUUUUCUUUGGAUCUCAUGCUUAGAUCUUUUCCAGAAAUCGAAACUUUAGUUUACUCAAAUCAGGUGAUUCAUUCAUUCAACCGUUCCACACAUAAUAUUAUGGUAAAGUAACUUUACCAAGUUGCAGAAGAAGAAAAAAACCCCAGCAGGCAUGUCCCAGAGAUGGAAGAGAUAUAUAGUUUGGUUGAUUCGAAUGCCUCCCCGUGCAUUGGACAGUGGGACUCUGGUGAUUUUGUUAACCCUCCGUGAUGAGCAUCGUGCAAUAGACCCAGGAUAUAAUGACGUCACGCUUUUGUUUACAUGGGCGCUUUCUUAUGUGGGAGCCAGGUGGGGACGAUUGACUGACGCCACCUGGCUCCCAUAGGAAAGCGCACAUGUAAACAAAGUGUGACUUCAUUAUGUCUUUGGUCUAUUAAACAGGUACAUCGAUCAGGGUUGCCUGAUUUCAGGCUUUUUUAAAUUGUAAGUAACACAUGGGUAUCAUGCAUGACGUGUGUAUACUUUCACUUAAAAUGUCCGAGUCCACUGAAAGAUAAGCCGAGAGGGGGCCGGGGGUUUCCCUGUUCCGAGUUUUGAUCGUAUGUAGGUACGAUCAAAACUCGGAACAGGGAAACCUCCGGCCCCCUCAGGAGGAGACGCAAACGUCCAAAGUCCAUAGACGUUUAAGACGUGUACAUGUAUUCCUUUGGUAGCUCAUCAUCGCCUUAUCACACCGUUCACAACGGACGCACGUGCCAUGCCCACGUUGCUAUAAGUGUUGACCAGGGCCUGGGUGGGCCCAAUUUCAUGGCCCUGUAAGCACAUAAUCCUUAGUGACGGGAUGUACGCAUGCGCAGAAGCCAAAAUUCUUCGCAAACCCAACUGAAAUACACUUAACCGUAAAACACGGGAUUUUCUGUAAAAGUAUUAAGCAGGGAUUUGUCGCUAACGAUAAACACGUCGCGUCAACUAACUUGGUGCAACAAGGGUCUGACUCGAUUCUGCAACAAAAUCGUAUCUCGCGCGAAUACGCUCCGUGCAACAAGGUCGAAUCUCGCGUAUCGCGACGUCCACUGACUUUGUGUGCACAUCCGGGUUAUUUAAAGCGAAAUUCAGAGCCAUGAAAUUGGGCCCGGGUGUCACCAGGAAAACAAAAUCCGUUCAGUGAGAGCUCAAAGAACUUUGGCCGACAGCGCCCCCUAGGAAAGUACGAGCAAUGUUUCCAUUUGAUAUUGAUUUCGUUCCGUAUGGAUUUGUACCUAGUGAUUUUAAGUUCCUACGGAUACAUUGUAUAUAAACGCGUUUUAAUGUUUAUUGUUAGGCAAAUUCACAGCUAUUUAGAAUUAUAUGUAGAUUUAUAUGUAAUAAAGCUAAUAAUUGUAUAACUGAAU
Messenger RNA from Patiria miniata (bat star), 2980 nucleotides. RefSeq names its product alpha-2A adrenergic receptor-like. The transcript has 3 exons. The record is from RefSeq and is a predicted model, not a curated record. Bases 413 to 1507 code for a protein of 364 amino acids. Gene Ontology annotation, cellular component: membrane. Gene Ontology annotation, biological process: G protein-coupled receptor signaling pathway. Gene Ontology annotation, molecular function: G protein-coupled receptor activity. NCBI's taxonomy places the organism in Eukaryota, Metazoa, Echinodermata, Asteroidea, Valvatida, Asterinidae.